Molecule: messenger RNA, 5846 nt
Organism: Esox lucius (northern pike)
Lineage: Eukaryota; Metazoa; Chordata; Actinopteri; Esociformes; Esocidae
Gene: c3b.1
Product: complement component c3b, tandem duplicate 1
Exons: 44
Coding region: 88-5406 (1772 amino acids)
Cellular component (GO): extracellular region
Molecular function (GO): endopeptidase inhibitor activity; protein binding
Source: RefSeq, a predicted model, not a curated record
GGGUUGGAGACCAGAUUGGGGGAGGUCAUUCUGUGUCUUCUGUACUCUGCUCCCAACGUCCUGAGACUAGCUAGGCACUCGCUGAGAAUGGCAGCUGGAGUACUGCUCCGCGUUCUGGUGCUUUGUAUUUUCUCUACUUGUUGUGCUCAGAUAUUCCCGUUCCGAGAUGGGCGUCGAUCAAGUGGAUUUUUCGGUCGCCGCAAAUUUAAAGAGAUUUCACUGGACAGUUAUUUGGGUCUUGAUGGUGAAAUAAGUCCCAUGGAUCACAUCAGUUCAUCACCAAGGUUCAUCCUCCUAGCCCCUAACCUCCUGAGAGCAGGAAGUGAGGCGUCCAUUUACCUGGAGGCCCAUGGCCUAACCGACCCUGUCAUCGUCACCAUAAAAAUCUCUGACUUCCCGUCCGGCAGCAGUAUUCUCUUUCAGGAGACUGUUACACUCGGCCCGGAGAACAGCUACCACACGCUCAAGACAAUCCAGUUCCGUAUCAGCGAUCUGGACAGAGUUGAGGAUUCCUCCAAGAACCAGUAUGUGAACCUGAAGGCAGAGUUCGGGUAUUAUCAUGUUGCUGAACAGGUGGUCAUGCUAUCCUUACAAGCUGGAUACAUCUUCAUCCAGACAGACAAGCCCCUCUACAACCCUGGAGACACUGUACGGGUCAGAGCCUUUGUGUCUACACCAGCCUUCAAGGCCUUCAGCAGCUCCAUCACCGUAGAGUUCCAGAAUUCAGACGGUGUUGUAGUUAAACAGAUCUCCCGGACAAAAGCUAUCAAUGGAAUCUUUGCUGAUACUCACACUCUCUCUGACAUAGUGAACGAGGGCACGUGGAAGAUCACUGCCAAAUUUGACAACUUACUACAGAACAAAUUCAGCACCGAGUUUGAAGUGAAGAAGUACGUGCUGCCUGCUUUUAAUGUCACACUGACGCCCAAGAAGACCUCCCUGAGCCUGGAUGACACUGAGUUGGUGGUGGAGAUCACUGCCAGAUACUUGUAUGGCGAGGAUGUGCAUGGAACGGCCUACGUGGUGUUCGGGGUGGAGAUUAACAAGGAGAAGAGGCGAUUGCCGUCUGUCAAGCAAGUCACCGACCUGCAGACAGGCACCGUUACAUUGACCAUGGAUGAGAUCAGGAGGGCCUACCCUGACCUCAGGUCCCUGGUUGGCAGUUCUAUAUACGUCAAAGCUUCGGUACUCACCAAAUCAGGCAGUGACCUGGUGGAGGCAGAGAAAUCUGGUAUUAAAAUAGUGGAGUCGCCCUUUGUCCUUUCCUUCAUAAACACACCGAAAUACUUCAAGCCUGGUCUGCCCUUUGACGUCAUGAUUCAAGUGAGUUUCCAAGAUGGUUCCCCGGCACCUAACGUUCCGGUCCAGAUAACCCACAUGGCCAGUCCAAUCACCAGCCACCGUGGUACCAUCAGUACCUCCAUCAACAUGCCCACUGAGCUACAGCCUCAGACUAUCACUGCGGAAACUACACAGGCAGGCCUAAAGCCCCAGCAGCAGGCAACGCAGCGCCUGAUCCUUCAGCCAUACAUGCCCUUUAACCAGGAGAGACCAAACUACCUGUACGUCUCCACCGGUACCACCACGGUCUCUCUAGGUCAGACUCUGCGUAUCAGCAUUUACAUCAAGGCUGUUGACAAAGUCCACCGAGAGCUCAUCCCUCACAUCACAUACCUGGUGCUGAACAAAGGCAGGAUAAUUAUUGCCAAGCAGUUGAAGGUCGAGGGUCAGGAAGUAACAAAUGUUCCAUUGACCAUCACCACGGAGAUGAUGCCCUCGUUCCGCUUCGUGGCGUUCUACAUGCUGCCGUGGUCGGGGUUGGCGGAGGUUGUGGCUGACUCUGUGUGGCUGGACGUGGAGGACGCCUGUGUCGGGGGGCUGAGUGUGGGCCCUGCCAGCUCCAGACCCCUGGACUACUACCAGCCAGGGAAAGGCUUAAACUUCCGGGUGAGAGGAGACCCUGGAGCCACGGUCAGUCUGGUUGCCGUGGACAACGCCGUGUUCCUGCUCAACAAGCAGAGGCUCACACAGAGGAAGAUCUGGCAGGUGGUGGAGGGGGGAGACACAGGCUGCACCCACGGCGGAGGCAGAGGCCGGAUGGAGGUCUUCAGCGACGCUGGACUGGGGUUUUACUCCAACACUGCUGGAGUCUCCCCUUCCAGAAAUGGCUUCCAGUGCCAAGGGAGGGCCAGAAGGAGGCGUUCCGCUGAAAUGUUGCAACGCAGAGCUCAGCUGGAGAGCCACUACAAAGAGAAGCUGCUUCGUCGGUGCUGUACAGACGGCCUGAGAGACAUCCCCAUGUCCUACUCCUGCACCCGACGCUCGCUCUACAUCACCGAGGGCUGGGAGUGCAUGAAGGCUUUCAGGUUUUGCUGCUCCAAGUACAGAGGGGAGGAAUUUGACACCCGCCUGCCUCCGACCACCCCUCCGCCCCCCACCACCACCGUACCCCCCACCACCACCGUACCCCCCAUCCCAGUCGAUGAUCCAGUCUGGACUUUUACGCAUAGAGUCUUUAUGAGCAGGCCCCGCUUUACUGGGGAAGAAGUCCUUGUCAGACAGUCAUCCCCCCCGGUUGUAAUGGGAAGCAGGGCGGGAAUCCAGCCAAUUUUUGUUUCUCAUUUCGCUGAAGAGGAGGAGGAUGACGACUUCAUUGAUGAGAGCCAGGUGACUGUGAGGUCUAAGUUCUAUGAGUCGUGGCUGUGGAGGGAUCUAGUGCUUCCUGGCGAGCCUGAGAAAGGAGGCAGAGACGGAUUGGCUUCACUGGACGUGGAGGCGGUUUUCCCAGACACCAUCACCCAAUGGGGGUUACUAGCCAUCAGCUCCUCACCCGUCACAGGAUUCUGUGUGGCCGAGCCGUGGAACCUGCGCGCGUGGAAGAAAUUCUUCGUGGACCUGAAGCUGCCUUACUCCGUGGCGAGGAACGAACACGUGGAGAUCAAGGCCGUGCUCCACAACCACGGCGACGAUGACAUGGAGGUUAAAGUGGUGCUACUGAAGACAGAGGACAUUUGCAGCGUGGCGUUUAACGAGAAGCACACCCAGGAAGUGACGCUGAAGGGAAAAUCGUCCCUGGUUGUCCCUUACACCAUCAUACCUCUCAAGGCCGGGGAGAUGCUCCUUGAGGUCCUCGCCAUGGCCAAGGGGUUUGUGGGUAGUGACGGGAUCAGGAAGAAUCUCCGUGUGGUGGUUGAAGGGGUGCAGAAGACCAAAGUGCAGAGUUUUGUAUUGAACCCAUCUGCGAUGGGAGGGAGAGAUGGAAGGCAAGUGGUGGAGGUGGACAAGGUGGAUUUCCACUCCCUGGUUCCUAAUUCCCAGCCGCAGACCGUCAUCAACAUCAGAGGCAACCUGCUGGCGGACACCAUAGACAACAGCAUCAGCGAGGACUCCCUGGCCGCGCUCAUCCGGAUGCCCGGUGGCUGUGUGGAGCAGAACCUGGCCAGCAUCACCUUGCCCCUAAUAGCCGCCGUCUACCUGGACCGAUCUAACGACUGGGAGACGGUCGGGGUGCACCGCCGGGCGGAGGCCAUCAGUUAUGUGGAGAAAGGCUACCAGAAGCAGCUGGUGUAUAAGAAAAGUGAUGACUCUUACCCCCCCUACAGGAAUGAAGGCACAAGCACAUGGAUCACAGCGUACGUGGUGAAGGUGUUCUCCAUGGCUCGUCAGCUGAUCACCGUGAAUGAUCAGGACAGGUGUGGACCUCUGCUCUACCUGCUCAACAACAAACAACAGACCUCCGGAGUUUUCAGAGAGGACAACCCCGUAUACACCACUACUAUGACCGGGGGCGUUCAGGGGGCCGAGUCCCAGGCCACUCUCACAGCCUUCGUCCUCAUAGCCAUGGCCGAAUCCACUAAGGACAAGGAGCUGAAAUGCGAAGGGUCUGGCAACAUCAUCAAGGAGGGGGUCAAGAAUGCUGCCAACUAUCUGAGAAGCAGGUUCGCUCGUCUGGAAAGGCCGUACUCUGUUGCUAUCACUGCCUACGCUCUGUCCCUGGUCGACGGGCCUUCUUCCAUCUCCCUCAGAGAUGUUCUGCUCAAAGCAGCCUCCCCAGAGGGGACCUACUGGGCAGACAGCGAGAACAGCCUCUUCACGCUGGAGGCGACGGGCUACGCCCUGCUGGCCCUGGUGAAUACUGGUCACAUGGCCGAGGCCGCCGCCCCGUUCGACUGGCUCAACGCUCAGCGCCGGAGGGGCGGGGGCUAUGGAUCCACCCAGCCCACCAUGGUGGUCCUACAGGCUCUGUCCGAGUACCUGCUGAAGAAACCCCCUCCCAAAGAUCUGAGUCUCCAGGUGGAUCUGAAGAUCCACGGGCGCAGCGACCUGCGUUACAACUUUGACCCCAGGACCUCCUAUGCGGCCCGGUCAUCCAAGGCUCCUGUGGACCAGGGGUUCACAGUGGAGGCCAAAGGGAAAGGCCAGGGUAUAUUAGAGGUUGUGACCUAUUACAAUGAGCUGCCAGCGGUCCAUGAGAAGAGCGUCUGUAAGAACUUUGACCUGGAGGUGACCAUCGCGGAAUCUACUGAAAAACCUCCUGCAGAUGCAGAGAGGUCUUACAGCAUCACCAUUAACAUCAGGGCUCUAGGUCCCAGGGAGGUCCGGAUGGUUGUCCUGGACAUCAGCCUGCCCACCGGGUUCGUCCCGGAGAACGACGACCUGGAGAGGAUGACCAACUCCGUGGACCGCUACAUCAACAACUUCCAGAUAGUGGACAACCUGAGUGACAGAGGCUCCCUCAUCAUCCACCUCUUCAAGGUUUCCAACAAGGAGACAGAGACACUCACUUUCAGACUCCAACAGACCUUCAAAGUGGGCCUCCUCCAGCCCUCCUCUGUUACUGUCUACGAGUACUACAACCCAGAUCAUAGCUGCAUUCGCUUCUACACUCCCAAAGAGGACCAGAAGGAGCUGUCGCAGAUCUGCAGGGAUAAUAUAUGUCGCUGCACUGAGGGUGACUGCUGUGUGUCGAAGUCCACAGAUGUCCUAAUCCCCUAUGGAGCACGAGAAGACCUCGCCUGCAAAGGGUUAUAUCAUGUGUACAAGGCAAAGGUUUUGAGUGUCAUUCAGAGUCAGUAUGACCGGUAUGAGAUGAAGAUCACAGAGGUUAUAAAGCUAGGUGUGGAAGAUGGAAUCAUUGUGGAUGAGACUAGGGUCUUCCUAUCUCAUUCUGGCUGUAGAGGAGGUCUUGACCUGAAGGAGGGUGCCGACUACCUCAUUAUGGGACCGAAGAAAGACCUCUGGCACAAGGACAGCAGUAACAGUGUCACGUACAUGCUGGGUAAGGACACCUGGGUAGAGCGCUGGCCGUCCAGAACAGAGUGUGACGGGGAUCCCAACCUCAAGGCCAGAUGUACUGAUAUGGACAACUUCAGCAGGGAGCUCUCUGAGAAGGGCUGCCGUUUUUAAGUGGCCUCGCUUGUCGGCACAAGUCAACCGACCACCAGUGUCACGUCAAUAGUCACUGCCAGUUUCUUAUCAUUUACUUCUGGGUGAACUGGAUGAUCCGCGUUCUGUUGUCUAAUCGGCAUGGUUACCGUUGGAGGAAAACAGAGGCUAGAAUUAAAAUCCUAAACGUGGCAGGACUGAUGUUAAGCCUGGGUGGGUCUUGGAUUGUGUUACUGGGGGAUCAGCCAUUAGACACAGAGCUACUGCAGAUGGCAUACACCCACAACAGACACACACACACACACACACACACACGCAAAGAGUGAUGAUUAGAACACUCAGGUGGCUCAAUGGAAUAUUGUCUCACUACUGUGUAGAAUGAAUUGGUUCCAGAACAUUCUACAGACAGGGAAAAACUGAAUAAAGUACUCCAGGGAGAUUCUCUCUGGACAAACACUGUA